CCCCACGAGGGCUUUCCUCUCCCCACCCAGAGAAUCUCAGCAUUUAAGUAGCAUAUAAAAAGGACCUCAUUUGGGGACCAAAUAAGAGAGCUGAGAUCCGGCUGCAGCCUUUCCUUGAAGCCAAGAUGAUGAGCUGCCUUUGGAAAGUCUUGGUCAUCCUUGGCUUUUCUGCGGCCGCCGUUGCUCUGGCCCCUCAGCGAGUGGUGCUGAGCUACGAGGAAGCCGUUUCCUUAACCGCUGAACUCUACAGCCAAAAGGCAGGUGUAGCUUUUGCCUUCCGACUCCUGGAAGCCAAGCCACAGCCAGACUGGGACCCUCGGAGUGAAGACCCUCAGAAACUGGAAUUCACCGUGAAAGAGACGACGUGCUCAGCUGCUGAACUGCUGACUGUGGCCGACUGCGACUUCAAGGAAGAUGGGGUGGUGAAGGAGUGUUCCGGAACAUUCUCCAACCAGCAGCAGGCUCCUGUCCAGCUCAGUUGUGACCCCGUGGGUCAGAAGGAGCGGAUUCGUGCCAGGAGGGGUGCGGUUCGUGAUUUCAUAAUGAAAUUCAUGAAUAAGUUCAGGAAGCAUCGGCCUGGAAGUUUGUCUUUGUUUUCGGACACGCAGGAGGUUGGUGUGGACGUGCUGGGUGAGAAGUUGGGGACGGUACCACCCAAGGGAGGAGAAGAAGAAGAAGAGUUUGUAUUUUAAAUCCCGCUUUAUCACUACCCGAAGGAGUCUCAAAGCAGCUAACAUUCUCCUUUCCCUUCCUCCCCCACAACAAACACUCUGUGAGGUGAGUGGGGCUGAGAAACUUCAGAGAAGUGUGACUAGCCCAAGGUCACCCAGCAGCUGCAUGUGGAGGAGCGGGGAUGUGAACCCGGUUCCCCAGAUUACGAGUCCACCGCUCUUAACCACUACACCACACAGCCAUCAUUGUUGCGGGUGUUUUAACAGAGCCUGACAAAGACUUUCCCGCUUUAGUACUGACACAAGGCAGGAUCAGGCCACUUGCCUGCAAAGCUGUUUCUUCUGCUGAAUGCUGCCUUCAAUUUCCCGCCUGCUUGUAAUAUGUUCAGAAUAAAUGAUUGCGCUAUUGAAUCCUGCUGUUCCUCCUCGCUUCUCAUUUUCACCAGAUCAGGUCUGUCUUUUGCAAAAAAUAUAUAUCAUAGAAUCAUAGU
Zootoca vivipara (common lizard) is the source of this 1162-nucleotide messenger RNA. RefSeq names its product cathelicidin-related peptide Oh-Cath. The record is from RefSeq and is a predicted model, not a curated record. Gene Ontology annotation, cellular component: extracellular region. Gene Ontology annotation, biological process: defense response. Lineage: Eukaryota; Metazoa; Chordata; Lepidosauria; Squamata; Lacertidae.